Acanthosepion pharaonis is the source of this 504-nucleotide messenger RNA. Lineage: Eukaryota; Metazoa; Mollusca; Cephalopoda; Sepiida; Sepiidae. The record is from the annotation of a GenBank genome assembly.
AUGCUCGUCUAUUCAUUCAUAUCUAUCUAUCUAUCUAUCUAUGUCUUUUACUAUUCUUUAUCUAUCUAUCUAUCUUUAUCUAUCUAUCUAUCUAUCUAUCUAUCUAUCUAUCUAUCUAUGUCUUUUACUAUUCUUUAUCUAUCUAUGUAUCUAUCUAUAUCUAUCUAUCUAUCUAUCUAUCUAUCUAUCUAUCUAUCUGCUUCUAUUUCUGUUCAUAUCUAUCUAUCUAUCUAUCUAUCUAUCUACGGAGAUUUUUCUUUUCUAUGUGGAUCUGAACCUUCGUUCCAAUUUGAAAACCUAUCAUUGAAAGGAAGCCCUUCAUUCUCUCUCUCUCUCUCUCUCUCACACUCAACCUCUCUCUGUCUCUUUCUACCAUGUUCCUUUAGCCUGCUUCUCACAGACAUCACUUUUCCAGUCACCUUUCUUUCAUUCAGGGAUAAACCGCUCGCUUCUCGGUCAUACUUUCACGCGCCUCCAUUACUCGUUGUAGCUAUGCGGAACUGA